Messenger RNA from Stereum hirsutum FP-91666 SS1, 2799 nucleotides. RefSeq lists its product as uncharacterized. The record is from RefSeq and is a predicted model, not a curated record. Bases 1 to 2799 code for a protein of 932 amino acids. NCBI's taxonomy places the organism in Eukaryota, Fungi, Basidiomycota, Agaricomycetes, Russulales, Stereaceae. The transcript is spliced from 29 exons.
AUGUUCAACUUCUCUGUGCCAUGGGCAAGCCACUGGACGCUCCCUAUGGAUAUUCCUCGCUCGCUCACUGUCCUCGACGCUGUCGACGUUGGUGUCGUCGAUGUUGCAUUGUCGUCGCCAACAUCGUCGCCAACCUCAUCGACGACAACAUCGCCGACCCUCCUCCUUCUCAGCAUCAUCGCCGUCGUCGCCGUCGUCGACGACCCUCCCACUUGCAGCAUCAUCGCCGUCGUCGCCGUCGUCGACGACCCUCCCACUUGCAGGUACAUGCAUCUAUCGAGCGAUCAGGUGCGUUUCCUUUUUGGGAUGGUCGUCCGCGUGCUAGUAUAUAUUGGCUUGGUCGCUUUAUCGUUCCAUCUUUUCUUCGUCCCCCACCUCGCUUAUCUUCCAUCCCCGUCGUUUAUCGUCCCAUCGCUCUCCACCCUCUUCCACCAUCGACCUUAUCUACCUUCAUCUACCUUCGUCUACCUUCACCCACCUUCGUCUACCUUCACCCACCUUCGUCUACCUUCACCCACCUUCGUCUACCUUCACCCACCUUCGUCUACCUUCACCCACCUUCGUCUACCUUCACCCAUCCUCACUGACCUUCGCCUAUCCUCAUCGACCCUGACCUACACUCACCAACCCUCACCUAUCCUCGUCCACACUCACCCUACACUAGCCCUCACCCAUCCCUACCCACACCUACCCUCGCCCUCUUACUCAGUAUGGGCUCAGUACCUCUUCGGAGGGAAGCCAACAGACGCUCGCAAGGAGUUCUGUUCGACACGAAACGCAUUCAUCACGCUGACUUCCUCCUCAGUUGCCCUACAGUACCUCUUCGGAGGGAAGCCAACAGACGCUCACAAGGCGUGUCAGGUUGUGUUUUCGUUAAAGGGGGCUCAGUACCUCCUCGGAGGGAAGCUAACAGACGCUCGGAAGAGCAGUGGCGUUCGACACGAAACUCAAGAUUUCCACGAGGAAUAUAUAUUGAUCGUUUUUCUGCAGCUGUGUGACUGUGUGAAUGUGAAAGAACGGCGUCGACCUGCCUUCAACAGCAGCGCCCUCUACACAACCUCGACACCGCGCUCCAACGAGCUUGAAGACCGGUCCCCUGGGAUAGCGUCGACCUUGUCGUGGUCCAGGGGCUCAGUACCUCGGAGUCCGAUCCUCCGAGGGAAGCCAACAGACGCUACUAACAGUUUUAUUUUUCUACAGGUUUCUGGGCUGAGGCUGGGCUGGCUAGGGCUAGGCGACAUCGACCUCGACCUUACGACCGAGCUCAAGCACGACAUCGACAUCGCUCACGACCGGGCUCAAGCACGACUUCGACCGAGCUCACGACCGAGCUCAAGCACGAUAUCGACAUCGCUCACGACCGAGAUCAAGCACGACAUCGACACCGAGCUCCAACGAGCUUCAAGACCGGUCCCCUGGGAUAGCGUCGACCUUGUCGUGGUCCAGGGGCUCUACACGACACCGACAUCGCUCACGACCGAGCUCAAGCACGACCUCAACCUCGACCUCACGAACGAGCUCAAGCACGAUAUCGACACCGAGCUCCAACGAGCUUCAAGACCGGUCCCCUGGUAUAGCGUCGACCUUGCCGUGGUCCAGGGGCUCAGUACCUCAGAGUCCGAUCCUCUGAGGGAAGCCAACAGACGCUUACUGACAGUUUUAUUUCAGGUCCGGCGUUGUGGUAAGCUCAAGACGGCCGACGCUCCGAUCGCAACAAUCGAGCACGGCGGCGAGUUUGGCCGACGACUUCCAUCCAGCACGACGUCAACACCUAGCGGCGGGGUUUGGGGCAUCUUGGGCUGUGUCUCUAGGUCUGUUGUUUCUUUGGGUCUGCUAUCUUUCUUCGCUACUGUGCUGGGAUUGGUCUUGCUAGAGCUAGGCGACAUCGACAUCGACCUACGACCGAGCUCAAGCACGACAGCGACAUCGCUCACGACCGAGCUCAAGCACGACAUCGACGUCGACCUCACGAGCGAGAUCAAGCACGACAGCGACACCGAGCUCCAAAGAGCUUCAAGAACGGUCCCCUGGGAUAGCGUCGACCUUGUCGUGGUCCGGGGGCUCAGUACCUCUUCGGAGGGAAGCCAACAGACGCUCGGAAGGCGUGUCGGGCUGUGCAACGUUCUCGCCAGCCUCAACAUCAUCUCAAGAUACGAUUCACCUCAACAGCCUCAAGAUCCCCUUGGCAGAGCGUUGACCUUGUCGCGGUCAGGGGGCUUAGUACCUCCUCGGAGGGAAGCUAACAGACGCUCGCAAGGAUCCGGGUGUGGUUCUGUUUUCUUUAAAGGAGUGGUGUUCGAUACGAAACUCAUAGAUGCCCGCGAGGGGCAUGUAUUGAUCUACAGAUUCACGCCCAACGCGAAACUACCAGAUGUCACGAGCAACGAAUACAAACAUGUCUGUGUCUGUGUGUGUAGUCGUGAAUGUGGUAAGCUCAAGACGAUCGACGCCCUGAUCACCAAUACUCCGGCACGACCACGGGUCUGGUCGACGACUCUAAUCAAGCACGACGUCAACACCGGACGGCGGGAUCUGGGGAAUUUUGAGCUGGGUCUCUGGGCUGCCGGGUCUCGUGGGAUCUCUAGGCUUCUGGGCUGGGGCUGGGCUGGCUUGAGAUGGGCGACAUCGACAUCGACCUCACGACCUCGCUCAAGCACGACCCCACGAACGGGAUCAAGCACGACACCAACAUCGCUCACGACCGAGCUCAAGCACGACAUCGACAUCGACCUCACGAGCGAGAUCAAGCACGACAGCGACACCGAGCUCCAACGAGCUUCAAGAUCGGUCCCCUGGUAG